This is a messenger RNA of Adineta ricciae, 1986 nucleotides long. NCBI's taxonomy places the organism in Eukaryota, Metazoa, Rotifera, Eurotatoria, Adinetida, Adinetidae. The record is from the annotation of a GenBank genome assembly.
AUGUUCAUCAAUUCGAUGGACUGUUUCCUUACAUACAAUCUCACAUGUCUCAACGGUACAAACAAUCAACUGAAUUCGUCAUCGAUUGUUUUUGGCGAUGCACUUCGUCCCAAUCUCAUUGCGAUCGAUGAGAGCUCAUCAAAUGACUUAUCAACAUCCACAAGUACUCCCGUAGCAUCGUCGAUACUUGUUUCGGUGCAACAUUGUGUUAUAACAGUUCUUAUACUUGGCACAAUCAUUCUCUCGACAAUAACCGGAAAUAUCUUAGUUAUUGCUGCUAUUAUCAUAGAAAAAAGUCUGCAUUCGGUGGCAUAUUAUCUUUUCGUGUCAUUAGCAGUGACCGAUUUAAUGAUCGCUUCCAUGGUUAUGCCAAUUGCUGUCUUGAAAGAAGUGACACGUUCAUGGGUGCUUGGCUCUGUUAUAUGUGACAUUUGGGUUGCAAUCGAUUUAUUGUGUUGCACAGCUUCAAUUUUACAUCUUCUUGCUAUUGCACUUGAUCGUUAUUGGGCUAUUACUAAUCUGGACUAUGCGACAAAGCGUACACCACUUCGUGUUCUUAUUCUCAUAUGUGUUGUAUGGAUAACUGCGAUUCUUAUAUCAAGUUGCCAUCUCCUACCGAUAUUUCGUGACAAACGCCGUCGUCCCGCAGAUCAAUGUCACAUAACUGGCAAUGUACUCUACACACUUUUUUCAACUGUCGGAGCUUUUCAUAUUCCAUUGAUUGGUAUGUGUAUAAUCUAUUGGAAGAUUUUUCAAGCAGCGAAAUUUCGCAUACGUCGAAAAGCAUUCAAUGUCAACGCACCGACAUCUCCUGCACUGCAACAUCAGCAACAUGAAACAAUGCCACCUUCGCCAUCGUUAACACCCAAGCAUCACAUCGAUCUACGAAAGUCGCCAUUGAAUCGUUUAAAGUUUUUGAAAAGACAUCAGAAUGGAAAUCAUCAUGGACACGACAUUGAGGCUGAUAAUCCAUCGACAUACUCACUACCAGCAACGCUUCAUAAUGAUUAUCCAUUAAAACCAUUAAAAAAGGCGGCGACACCAAUAUUAAAACGUAAUCAUAAGAAAAAAUCGGAGGAAGAUCUGCAUCAGCAAACCAACCACUUUCUCGCCACACCAGGACGUUUAAGAACGACAGAAUCGUUUACUACUGAUCUACACAUGCCUAUCCACACUAUUCAUAAUCCACUAUCGAUACCAAAUCCGUCACCAUCAGGUUCACCCCGUCUGCAUGAUACACAUUUAGUUGUUACUGACGUGAAUAGUACUUCGAUAGUGAAAUCUGCUGCGGCUAUUUCGCGGAAGAAAAUCGACAUAAAACGUGAACGUAAAGCUACGAAAGUUCUCGGCGUUGUUAUGGGUUGUUUUAUUCUCUGUUGGCUCCCGUUUUUCAUCGAAGAAACUGUCUGUGGCAUAUUUCGACUAACUAUUCACGAAAAGAUAAUCAGUGUAUUGACGUGGCUAGGCUAUUUUAAUAGUCUGUUAAAUCCUGUGAUUUAUACAAUCUUUGCGCCUGAUUUUCGACAAGCAUUCGGAAGGAUUCUUUUUGGAAAAUAUCAAACGCCUCUUUGUCUCUUUCUGGGAAAAAAGAAGAACUAUCAAAGAGAAGAAAAAGCGGUUCAAGGCGUCACUUAUCGUACAUAUAAAAAUUCUUUCAUCCCGCUCAGUAGCAGCAUAAACAACUCAUUUCAAAAGAUCAAAAUGGCAUCCUGCGUUACGAAAACAUUGUGGAUCCUUUUAUUCAUAUUCACUCUUGCUCAAUGCAUCACCGCUUAUCGUUUAACCGAAGAAAUCGAUAUCCAAGAACCAGCAACAAUAGACUCGGAUUCAGCAGUGCCCAUACACAAUGAUGUCCGAAGUGUUUUAUGGCCCAAGAUCUGUUUUCCAGCAUUGAAAAAGCGAGAUGGACACGAAAUUACACCGGAUGGUCGUCUAGUCAGAGUUGCAAGCCGAAGCGCACGGAAAUGCUACCCAUUUGAUAAAUGA